Molecule: messenger RNA, 6443 nt
Organism: Dromiciops gliroides (monito del monte)
Lineage: Eukaryota; Metazoa; Chordata; Mammalia; Microbiotheria; Microbiotheriidae
Gene: SEMA3G
Product: semaphorin 3G
Exons: 16
Coding region: 152-2461 (769 amino acids)
Biological process (GO): negative chemotaxis; axon guidance; positive regulation of cell migration
Molecular function (GO): semaphorin receptor binding; chemorepellent activity
Source: RefSeq, a predicted model, not a curated record
GCAAGCUGACAGCCUGGGAGGGAGGCUGCAGACUUAGAUCUCCAAGCAAACUCAGCUGAGCUCAGUUCAGCUGCUGGGGCUCCCUGUGGCUGGGCCAGGACUAAAGCCAGGGAGCCCGGCAGCAUCGGGACAGACAGCUCCUCAAAGCAGGAUGAACCUCCUAGGGCUGGCUGCCCAGUGGCUGCUGGGAAGUCUGCUGGUCACCCUGGGAGCUGGCAAGAGCAGCAUGCCCCGCUUACAGCUUUCCUACAGAGACCUCCUGGCUACUAACCGCUCUACCCUUUUCCUGGGUCCUCGGGGUAAACUGGAUCUAAGGGCGCUAUACCUGGAUGAGUACCGGGACCGGCUCUUUCUGGGUGGACGGAACGCCCUCUACUCCCUGAGAUUGGACCAGGCUGGGCCUGACCCCAAGGAGAUCUUGUGGCCUCCUCAACCUGGCCAGAAGGAGGAAUGUAUCCUGAAGGGCAGGGAUCCCUUGACUGAGUGUGCCAACUAUGUUCGAGUGCUGCAGCCCUACAACAGAACCCAUCUGCUGGCCUGUGGCACAGGAGCCUUCCAGCCCAUGUGUGCCCUCAUCACUGUGGGCCAUCGGGGGGAGCACGUGUUCAGCCUGGACCAGGCCAGUGUGGAAGGGGGGCGGGGACGCUGCCCACACGAGCCUGACAGCCCCUUUUCCAGCACCUUUGUUGGUGGAGAUCUGUACACCGGCCUCACUGCUGACUUCCUAGGCCGAGAAGCUGUCCUCUUCCGCAGUGGGGGUGCCCGGCCUGCCCUCCGCUCUGACACUGACCAGAGCCUCCUACACGAGCCCAGGUUUGUGGGUGCCGCCCUCAUCCCCGACAAUGCUGAUCGUGACAAUGACAAAGUCUACUUUUUCUUCUCGGAGGCAGCUGCCCUUCCGGAUGGGGCUUCUGGCCAGGCUAUCGUCAGCCGUGUGGGCCGUAUCUGUGUGAAUGAUGCUGGGGGCCAGCGGGUGCUGGUGAACAAGUGGAGUACAUUUCUGAAGGCCAGGCUCAUCUGUUCUGUGCCUACUCCUGGUGGCGCUGACACCUACUUUGACCAACUGGAGGAUGUGUUCCUGCUGUGGCCCAAGGAUGGGAAAAGUCCCGAGGUCUAUGCGCUGUUUAGCACACUCAGCACUGUAUUCCAGGGCUUUGCGGUCUGUGUGUACCGCAUGGCUGACAUCUGGGAGGUUUUCAAUGGACCCUUUGCUCACAGGGAGGGUCCCCAGCACCAGUGGGGACCCUACGGGGGCAAGGUGCCCUUCCCUCGGCCAGGGGUGUGUCCCAGUAAGACCACGACCCAGCCUGGCCGGCCCUUUGGCAGCACCAAGGACUACCCAGAUGAUGUGCUGCAGUUCACUCGGGCCCACCCACUCAUGUUCCAUUCUGUGCUGCCCCAGCAUGGCCGUCCCAUCCUUGUCAAGACUCACCUGCCCUAUCGACUUCUCCAGAUUGUGGUAGACCGAGUAGAGGCUGAAGAUGGGGCCUAUGAUGUCAUCUUCCUGGGCACAGAUGCAGGCUCCGUACUCAAGGUCAUAGCUUUCCAGACUGGAAAAUCUGUGGAGCCUGAGGAGGCAAUCCUGGAAGAGCUGCAGGUGUUUAAGGUACCUACACCCAUCAUCGAGAUGGAGAUCUCUGUCAAACGGCAAAUGCUGUACGUGGGUUCUCCGUUGGGUGUGGCUCAGCUUCGGCUGCAUCACUGUGAGACAUACGGUAGUGCUUGUGCUGAAUGCUGCCUGGCCCGCGAUCCCUACUGUGCUUGGGACGGUAAUACUUGCACUCGAUACCAGCCAAGUUCUAGCAAACGCCGAUUCAGACGGCAAGACAUCCGACAUGGCAACCCAGCAUUGCAGUGCCUGGGCCAGAGCCACAGUGGAGAUGUGAUGGGGAGCAUGGAGACCACUGUGGUAUAUGGCACGGAACAUAACAGCACCUUUUUGGAAUGCCGGCCCAAGUCACCUCAGGCCACUGUGCACUGGUUUGUGCAGAGACCCAAGGAUGAACAGCCAGACCAGGUGAAGACCGAUGAACGGAUCUUACAGACAGAGCACGGGCUGCUAUUCCGGAGGCUUAAUCGCCUUGACGUGGGCACUUACUCGUGUAAGACCCUGGAACAUGGCUUUGCCCAGACAGUGGCCAAAUUGGCACUAGAGGUGAUAGGGGCUGAACAGCUGGAGGGCCUGUUCCCCCGGGAGCAUGGGGAAGAGGAGUCUAUCUCUAGGAAUUCGGCUUCCGUCCCAUCCCGAGCUUGGUACAAAGACAUCCUCCAGCUCAUUGGCUAUGCCAAUCUGCCCCGGGUAGAGGAGUAUUGUGAGCGUGUAUGGUGCAGCGACCGUUACCGACGCAAGGGGAAGCACAGCAAGGGCAAGAGCUGGCUGGGCACCGAGCUGGGAAAGAAGGCAAAGAGCCGAGCACAGGGGGAGCGCAAUCGGACCCCCCGGGAAGUGGAGGCUACCUAGAAGAGGAGGUCGCUGGGAUGGGGAACAGCAUUGCCCAGCUCUCCCAGAAGAAAACCUCCCUGGCUGCCCUGCUUUCUGUUUCCCCCACACAUAUAGUGGGGGCAGCGGCGUCCAGAGCACAGACCGACCAUCUUGUGUAACACCCUGUCUUUUGCAGGGAAUUAAAUCUCUGGCCCUCCCACCCAUGCCCGAUAGGCAGGAAUCCAGGGGUUGGAUUCUGGCCUGGAGAUCCCAAGGCUUCUGAUGACUGGGAGGCCCCUUUCCUUAACCCUCUGUGCCACAGCCCGCACCCCUUCCUGCCAGUGUAUCACCAGGGACUGCCUAAGCCCCAAGAGGCCUGCUCCUAUUCCACUGCUCUUUGUUCUCCUUGGGAGGUGGGGUCUGGUUUUCCAAACACAUUUCCAGCUGUGCCCAAAGAUGAGGGCGGUUUUGUUUUUCUUUCUCAGCCUGUGAAACAAUAGCUAUUCUGAGUAACUGUUAGGGUACCUGGGCCAGAGAAACCUGUCCCAUGUUGAGGUGGUGGCAGGUGGGACAAGAGACACUGACAUUGUCCCAGGGCUCAAUGUAUGGGGGAAGAGGACAGAUGAAAGAGAGCAAUGAGGGCCAAGGCCAAAUGUUUCCAUUCUUGUUUAAUACAGGAAAACUCAUAGCAGAGUCUGCUAAAUGAGCCAAAUCUUCCUCAUGGUGGUUGAUGAGACAGUAGAGACAAGCCUAUGAGAUGGGGAUGGUUUGGGGUGGGGCGGUGCGAGGAGAGAAAUUUAUUUUGACUCAAUACCAGACACAUCAUACAUAGAUUUAGAGCUGAAAGGGACCUUAAACAUCAUCUAGCCCGAUCUUUCAUUUUAUAUAUGAGGAAACUGAGGCCCAGGGAGAUUAAGUGAAUUACUCAAAAUUAUAAAGGUAGCAAGUCAGGGUUUGAACCAAGGUCCUUUGAAUUCAGAGCCAGUAACCUUUGCUACCGCACCAUACUGUUCCAUACCUUUGCUUCUCCUUUCACUGGCCUUUUUAUCCAUCUUCCUCCAUGGCUGAGGCUUGUGGAAGCGAUGGGACAACACCCUUCAGUCCUAGCACUCUAGGCUUCAAAGCUGAGAGUCCAGGGGCCCCAUGCUGCUUUCCAUAUCCCCCCUCCUUUGCCUCCUGGGGAGUCCCAUUAGAAUGAAGCAACUGGUUUAUCUGAGGCACUUCGUCCUAUUUCCCUCUAAUCAUUGGACCCCAAGUGGCUGCCAACAAGAGACAAAUUUCAGGCAACAGAAGAAAGACUCAGUUCUGUUCUCACAGCUCAAUAUGAGUCAUCACUAUUACCAAAAAAAAAAAAAAAAAAGCUAAUACAAUAUGAGGUUGCAUUAAUAGAAUCCAAGUGUCCAGAAGAAAGGAGAUCAAAGAAUACACUAUGCUGUUGCCCUUUGCUCUGGUUAGUCAGACUCUGGAAUACUGUUCUCUGUUCUGGGUGGCAUAUUUUAGAGAGGACAUGGAUGAAGCGGAGUACAUCCAGAGGAAGAAUCUUGUUGCAUGAAGAACAGCCAAAGGAACUAGAGAUGUUCAACCUGGAGACUUGGGGGCAAGGAUUGGGGACAAGGGAGAGAAGCAUGGUUAUUGUCUUUAAAUAUGUGGGGAAAGGAUUAGACUUAUCCUGUGCAGCUCCAGAGAGUGGAGCUAGGCUGGAUGGGUAGAAGUGCCAGGGAGAUGGAUUUCCGUUUUAACUUGAUAAUGAAUAGACUGGCCCAACAAGAGAGUUGGUUGCCUUGUGAAAGCAGCUUUCUUGGAGAUAUGCAAGCACACUAUGUUGAAAUCAUUGUCUGCAGGGUAAGGACAAUGGACUGAAAAAUCUUGUUGCCCAGGGGUACCUCAUCCUCCUAUUGGAAUUUGCUGGUUUUCUGACAGCAGAUCCCUGCUCCCUCCUUCAGUCCCCCCCUCCCACCCCAACAACGAUUCCACUAGGCUCUAGAAUUUUUCUGUAAUAAUGGCUAGUGUGAACUCAGAAAAUUCAGGUUCUCCAUUGCCUACCCCACAUAGAGAGGGUCAGGAAUUCUUGGCAGAAAGAUCCGAAGGUGUGGGAAUAGGGAUAGAGUAGAGGGGUUUGGUUUUCCAUCUCCUUUCUGGAAAAAUGAGAGAAAUGUCAUAAAGUGUAGUAGAGGAAGGGGUGGCUGAGAACAAGUGGGAGUCAAUUCUUGACCUGGCACCUGAGUAUGUAACCUGGGGCUCAAGUCUAGACAUUUACAUGGAACUAGGGUGGAGUGGAGAGAGGAUCAGCUUCUGAUUUGCAUGUGACCUCUCUCCCAGAGCCAGGGGAUGGGUCACUCAUCCUGCGUCUCCAUCUGUCAAGGCAAAGGUUCAAAUUCAGUCUUACAGACUUCACAGUCUGAACUGGUAGGCAGAGAGCCAGAGGAAUAGAGAGGCCCCAGGAUCUCAGGGGAAAAGAGAUCCAUAGUGCAGUUAUGAUAGAGAAAGAAGCCCUCUCCAAGAAUGAGAGAUGGAAUCAACUAACUAACUAGUCCCAAGGGUGUUCUCAGGAGCUUUGGGAGAAGCUAGGCAGCUGUCAUUCCUGGGUUCUGGAGAUGAUACUGGGGGUGAGAGCCGGCUUAAAUAGGUUUUUUUUUUUCCCUAAAAGAUGCAAAUUUAGAGAAAAAAGUUAGGAACUCUAAAUCCUGGAACAAGAUGUCUAUGUCUGGGACAAAUGCUACAUCCAGGGAGUCAUUUAGCCCUAGGGUUGGGGAGUAGGGGAGGAUUAAAUCGAAAAGACUGCUCCUAUUCUGAGGAUGAACAAAUUAGGCAGUGAUGCAAAAAAAGGUCAAAGGGGAGGGGGGGAGCCAUGCAUCUGACAUUUCCUCCUCUUUGGGAAAAAAGGGGGUAGUAGGGUAGGGGGAGGUUUGCUGCUUUCUCUGAAACCUAUUUACAAGCUGCAUCUGUGCCUUCUGUCUCCCAUUGGUUUUCAAAGUGAACCAACAUGAAGGGGAUGAGAUGAAAGCAGAUACUUCUCCCCUUUCUAGGGCUGCUGACUGUUGUGAAUGUGAGAGACAGAGAAGGAAAAAAGAGAAAGUGCAAGGGAGAAAAUGGUAUUACCCCAAGAAGGGGCAAGAAUGAGAGUAGGGGGGCAGUUAGGUGGUGCAGUGGAUAAAGCACUGGCCUUAGAUUCAGGGGGCCCCGAGUUCAAAUCCGGCUUCGGACACUUGACACUUACUAGCUGUGUGACCCUGGGCAAGUCACUUAACCUUCACUGCCCUGCCAAAAACAAACCCAAACAUUCAUUUAAAAGAAUGGGAGUAGGGCUACAGCUACAGCCAUUUCAACUGCCAAUGACUGUAGAAGUGAAAACAAUUCCUGGUAUGAGUAGGGCCCCAGCCUUUCACAAAGUCCAUGGCCAUCUCAUCCUUUAGAGAGGUGGGCCAAGCCAAGAAGCAUUUAUUAAGUGCCUACUCUAGGAGGGUAGCAUAUAUAGCAGACGGAAUUUGGACUCUGAACACUUAAUUCUUAGAUAAGUGAUAAAAUGUCAGUCUUUUCUAUCAAGUCUUGGUUUGGAAGUCCGUUUCUUUAUAUAUACCAUAUUGUUUCACUUGUAAGUCCUGUGGAUAUACUAUAUGUUGGAGUUUUAUUUUUCUAUGUCAGGAUGUACCUUGCAUAUAGAAUAUGCUCUUUGCCAUGGGAGUGUUUCCUAUUUUUUUAUGAUAUAUCUGUUACUUAGUCUUCCAGAAGGAUACCGACAGAAGACUGUUGGGCUAAGCCUCUGGGGAUGGGGAGGUUAAUAGUAUUUAUGUUUUUGUUUCUGUGCAUAUACUGUUCUAUCAGAGAUUCUUAUUUCAGCAGCCUGUGGAUGGAGAGCUUUAUGCUCCAGCCCAGGCCAGGGGAAGCACUCCAAUGAAGGGUGUGGCUCCAGGUUUGAAAGGAGAAGGAAGCAGUGUAUCUUGUUUGUGGGAAACUAAAAUUGUUCAUUAAACUGGGAAAACCUACCCUGUGUAUCUGUGAGUCUGAUCUUGGAACCUUAGGA